Molecule: messenger RNA, 942 nt
Organism: Elephantulus edwardii (Cape elephant shrew)
Lineage: Eukaryota; Metazoa; Chordata; Mammalia; Macroscelidea; Macroscelididae
Product: olfactory receptor 6C74-like
Exons: 1
Coding region: 1-942 (313 amino acids)
Biological process (GO): G protein-coupled receptor signaling pathway
Cellular component (GO): membrane
Molecular function (GO): olfactory receptor activity; G protein-coupled receptor activity
Source: RefSeq, a predicted model, not a curated record
AUGAAAAACCAUACAAUGGUGACAACAUUUAUACUUUUAGGACUAACAGAUGAUAAUAACUGGCAAAUAGUAAUUUUCCUUUUUCUAUUUCUAACCUAUGUAUUGAGUAUCAUUGGAAAUAUGACAAUUAUUCUCCUCACCCUACUGGAUUCAACACUCAAAACACCAAUGUAUUUCUUCCUUCGGAAUUUUUCAUUUUUAGAAUUGUCAUUUACAUCAGUCUGGAUUCCUAGGUACCUGUUCAGCAUUGCCACUAGGAAUAAGAAGAUUUCUUAUGAUGCUUGUAUGACACAAUUAUUUUUUGCCAUCUUCUUCGGUGCAUCAGAGUUUUUCAUCUUGACUGCCAUGUCUUAUGACCGCUAUGUAGCCAUUUGCAAACCUCUUCACUAUGCAACAAUUAUGAACAGCAGAGUGUGUAACCAAUUGGUUAUUAUCUCUUGGCUAGCUGGAUUGUUGGCAAUCUCUCCUGGACUUAUCAUGGGUUUGGGAUUGGAAUUCUGUGAUUCCAAUAGUAUUGAUCAUUUUGGAUGUGACUAUUCACCUCUUCUGAAACUCUCCUGCACUGACACACGGACCAUAGAAUUGUUAGGUUUUAUUUCAGCCACUAUCAUCUUGUUAAUUACACUGGCACUGGUGGUCCUCUCUUACACAAUCAUUAUAAGAACAAUUCUGAAGAUCCCUUCUGCUCAACAGAGGAAGAAGGCUUUUUCAACCUGUUCCUCACAUAUGAUUGUUGUUUCCAUCUCUUAUGGUAGCUGCAUUUUUAUGUAUAUUAAACCUUCUGCAGAGGAGAGGGUAGCUUUAAACAAGGGCAUAGCAGUGCUCAACACUUCAAUUGCACCUCUCUUAAAUCCUUUUGUAUAUACCCUAAGAAAUAAGCAAGUUAAACAAGCUCUGCAGAAUAUGAUCAAAAAAUGCAUCUCUAUUACCUUACAAAAAUAG